Molecule: messenger RNA, 732 nt
Organism: Monoraphidium neglectum
Lineage: Eukaryota; Viridiplantae; Chlorophyta; Chlorophyceae; Sphaeropleales; Selenastraceae
Exons: 5
Coding region: 1-732 (243 amino acids)
Source: RefSeq, a predicted model, not a curated record
AUGCAGAAAGUGGAGGGCGCGAUCUGGAGCGGCCUGCCGCACAGCCAAAACACAACGGUCGAGUCGAUGAUGAAGGGCUGCUCCUUUGGUAUGGGCAGCGUCAGCCUGGCGGACGGCGGCCACCUGCUGCGCGUGGUGGUGCCGAUCCCCUGCAAAGGGACGACGCCGGAGGGCACCAAGUACAACUCAAAGGAAUGCCCCUUCCCAGAGUGGUCUGACGUGGCGAACGAGUGGAUCAAAGUAAACCGCCAGGAUGUGAAGCUGUCAGACUGGCGCCACAAGAUCUACAUUGUGGUCAAGGGGGAGACCUGCGGCUGGGGCGGCAUGGGCUACGUCGGCUGUGAGGAUGACUGCCGCGUUUGGAUCAACGGGGAGCUCUGGAAUGAGCCUGACACUUACUUCCACGAACUGGGCCACAACCUGUUCCUGAAUCACGCGGGCAAGUGGGGCAACGACGGCUACGACGACAUGAGCGGCGCCAUGGGCUACUGCUGCGACAUCCGCUGCCACAACGCCCCCCACGCACACCAGGUCGGCUGGGCGGCGCCCAUUGCGACGCUGACCUCUGACACCCUGCCGGCCGGGACCUGGAAGUCCUUCGAGCUGCCGGCGGCGGCGCUGGACCCGAAGAAUUUCGUGCGGAUCUGGCCCGACUGGGACAAGAAGGGCGCCAAGAGCAAGAUCUACCUCCAAUACAACUCGGCCAACGAGCCCCAACUCCCUCGCCCGUGA